AUGAAAACCUUCAUCAAAUCUCAAGAUGAGAAGGUGUGGAGAUCUGUCUUGACAGGUUGGUCAACACCGACUAAGGUUGACGCAAACACUGGUGAAACAACGGUAAAAUUUGAGUUAAAUUGGUCAACUGCUGAUGAUUUAUUAUCCAGUUACAAUAACAAGUCCUUGCACGUUUUGUUCCAUGGUGUUGGUGAAUGGUAUAUUAAACUUAUACCCUCUUGUGAUUCGGCCAAAGAAACUUGGCAAAUCUUUCAAACUCAAUUUGAAGGAACUGCUGAUGUCAAUCAUUCUAGGUCCAUUAUGUUACAAACAAAAUUUGAGGGUCUCAGAAUGUCUGAAAUUGAAACUCUUACUAAUUUUUAUAAGAGAUUGUCUGAUGUUGCUACUAAAUUUUUUGCCUUAGGUGAAAAAUUAUAUGAAUUUGAUUUAGUUCGAAAAAUUGUUCGUGUUUUACCUGACAGAUUUAGCACCAAGCUAACGGCCAUGGAGGAGGCCAAAGAUCUUAAUUCCAUGAAAGUGGAAGAUCUAAUGGGUUCUCUACGAACCUUUGAACUGAAUCAACAGAUUAAACAAAAAGAAAAAAAUGGUGAACUUGAAUCAAAUGAGAAAGUUUUUAAAACUGAGAUUUUUGAUAAAAAUGUUGAAAUUAGCCGUUUGAAAAAAGAGCUUGAUCUUAUUAAUAAAAAUGUUAAGAUGCUUAGUCUAGGAUCUACAAUUUUGGAGGAGGUCCAGAAUGCAGGUCAACGAAACAAUACUGGAUUGGGAUCUAAAGACUCUACAAGCAAAGAGAAAAAUUGUGUUUAUGAUCCAUCAACAUCUCAAAAUAUCUCAUCAACAAAGAGACAGAUAGGUGACAACAAUAUUCUCAUCAAUUUAAAGUCUGUAAAUUUUGGUACAAUCACUUUUGGCGAUGGUGUAGCAGGUAAAGUUCGUGGAAAGGGAACCCUAAAUUUGGAAGGAUUACCUAAACUAAAAAAUGUUCUGUUGGUUGAUGGAUGGAAAGCAAUUCUAAUUAGCCUAGGUAGAAUUUGUGAUCAAGGAUACAUUGUUAAUUUUUCUUGUGACGAUUGUAGUGUGAUUGAUCAAAAUGGAAAUUGUGUUCUAAAAGGAUUCAAAUCAGGUAUUGUUCGUGGUUUACCCAAACUGGGUAGAGAAUCUACUAGUAAGUGUGAACCUUACCAACUUGGUAAGCAAUUAAAGAUCACUGACAAAGCUUUCAAAACUCUUUGUUUAAGAUUAAAACUUAAAAAAGAUUGUAAUAUUGGCAAGAUUGUUAGGAUUCGUAGUGAUCAUGGAAAAAAAUUUGAGAAUGUUGUGUAUGAUCAAUCAUGUAAAUCUUGUGGAAUAUCUCAUGAAUUUUUACCUCCCAAAACUCCUAAGAAAAAUGGAGUUGUUGAGAGAAAGAAUCGCACUCUUCAAGAAAUGGCAAGAGUACUUCCAAAACUCCUUAUGAGAUCUGGAAAGACAGAGACGCAAAUGCCUAAAAUUAUCACUGAUCCCAUUAAGAGAAAACCUUUAGCCAAGUUAAAAAAAAAUCAUCCAGCUGAUCUCAUUCUGGGAGAUUUAGAAGAAAGCAUGGUUACAAGGAAAAGGAUGACAGGAAAAAUGGAGGAUGUUUCUAUCUGGGAAACAACUUGGUGUCAUGGCGCAAAAAAAAAGAAAAUUUUCAUUUUGUUAUCUACUGCCGAGGCCGAGUACAUUGAUGAGCAUCAGUUGUUGUACUCAAAAGUUGUAGAUGAAACAAAUGAUGACUGA
Humulus lupulus (European hop) is the source of this 1755-nucleotide messenger RNA. RefSeq lists its product as uncharacterized. Gene Ontology annotation, molecular function: nucleic acid binding. The coding region runs from base 1 to 1755 and encodes 584 amino acids. Gene Ontology annotation, biological process: DNA integration. Lineage: Eukaryota; Viridiplantae; Streptophyta; Magnoliopsida; Rosales; Cannabaceae. The record is from RefSeq and is a predicted model, not a curated record. The transcript has 9 exons.